Molecule: messenger RNA, 859 nt
Organism: Colletotrichum phormii
Lineage: Eukaryota; Fungi; Ascomycota; Sordariomycetes; Glomerellales; Glomerellaceae
Exons: 2
Coding region: 258-812 (184 amino acids)
Source: RefSeq, a predicted model, not a curated record
AGCCAAGACGAGUCGGAACUCCUUCGCUAUCAAGGUGUCUGUCACUGUAUUUUCACGCCUCGCGGCUCCAUCAUAUUCCUCGGCCAUCUUUCCCCUAAGCAUCUACUUCUUGCACUGUGCACAGCCUGGUAUCAGUUCGGGUUGACUAUUCAAGCAUCUAUUUUCACGACCUUAGUCUUCAUUCUUCCCAAAUCAGCGCCGCAAGAAGAUCGCACUACAAUUCCAAAGCAAUUAUCCAGGGCAGUUGAGGAAACACAAUGGACUCUCGCUGGGCUCUCACUGAAGAGUGGUCCAAGGAUCAAAGUAACUUCACUCUUUGGCACCUACUAUCCGACGACGAUGAAUUCACGAAAAUCUACAUCACACCUACAGACGCAAACUCCGAGGAAGACACCAAAGCCCCCAACAUAGGUCGCCGACAAGGACUAGGUACAUCGCCAGAACAAGCAGACCUGGACGACGUCUUGAAGCCCUACAAGUGCCACGAAGGUAACUUCGCACCAGUCCAAACGUGCAAGAAACUGCUCUGGGAAAUCCAGCCGUUUUUCAGCCGGUUCUCGAUAAACAAGAGGCCGUGGCGAUGCUGCAACGAAGAAAAGGAAAGCAAGUGCUGCAUAGGCCAUCGCAUAGGUCCCCCGCAGAGGGCCAGACACGGCCCAUUCCCGUCUCUGUUUGAGGCCUUGACGAAGAUUGUCUACUUCUGCACGGCUUCGAGAAGAAUGAUCGGGGAGACUGCUGGUCAGUGUAGGGUGACAGUGGACGGAAUCGAUGGAACUGCCUGGGUUGAUAAUGGCCAUACCCCUGAACCAUAGUUGAAGAGCAUAUCCUUAGAUUCCCUGCAAAUCAGUUGAAAUAUCGG